GCAGGCAUCUGAAUAAGAAGGAGGUGCAACCGAGCUCCCAGUUAGACUCUCUCUGUGAUACCGUUGUAAACACUGGGGGCUUAAUUGGGUGAGCGGCUGGUGAACAGCUUGAUUUUCAUCAGGCUUUUACUGGUGCUCCAUGAGUUGGGAUGAGGGAGCAUGAACAGGGCCUCACAUCCAUCACAGGUGCGAGGACGGCAUGAAGAUUGGUCUGUGCAGCCUCAGCAAGUUGAUUGUGAGAUACACCCACAUUAAGCCACUUCUCUACAUCUUGACUGACUGAAAGUAAAAGGGGAGGAGGACAACAGGAAACUCAAGAAAACAAUCAGUGGAAUGUCGACCUGGAUAAACAGACUUCCGUUUUCCUCGAGAUCAGAAUCCUCACAGUGAAAGCCUUCUUCUAAACGAGCGACCUCUUGGCCGUGUGGAUUUGUUUAAAUGUGCUUUGGCCUUCUCCGAAGGAGCAGAGGGCAUCUGUGACGUUUGCCUCUGGUAUUUCCAUUUAACACAGACAGUACAGCCCUCAUCAGAUAGAUCGGAGUCUCAGGGAAACUACUUCAUUUCAGGCUCUUCAGUUUUUUUAACUGAAGUCCAGUCACCCAAAGGACUCAAAGGGACAUCUUCAUCAUUUUAGUAUCCCCAGCAUCCUAUUAUGCACAUUUGCUGUCUUAUAACUCUUUCAACUAUUCAAAGGAUUUAACAAAACUUUUACAACAGUGAGAUAGUCUCAUUUAAAGGACUCACACCCCCGCAUCCUAAAGCCAUGGAUUGGAAAACGGACAGCAUCCAGGAUUUUUUCAACCAUCUGUGGCGCUUCGCUGCAGAAAAACACAACCAGGGGGCCUAUAACACAAUCUGCCUGGUGGUCCUGCUGAUGCUUCCCCUGCUUGUCCUCCUCACAACAGUGCUGGUGUGCUGCCACUGCUGCUGCUGUCGUCAUGCCAACAGCUGCUGUUGUUGCUGUUGCUGUGACGAUGCCCUAUCAUCUUCAAGGUCAGAAACAAAGAAGAAAAAAAAUUCGGCCAAUACUGAAGACUUGUGGAUCUCGGUCAAGCCGGGACCGAUGACACCGGACAGGGUCGCUCUGGCCAUGGAGUAGAAAUCCCUUCUUUAUUCUGAGAAUGUUGAUAAGUCUGAGGAGUGGAGCUGAUGGAGCAUCCCAAAAGCAUGAACCGGGAAUGCUCUUGGACUCAGAGGUGGCUGGUGAUAUUUGAACUAAAAAAGAAGAACUUCACAUUGUAGCGGGCACAGAUGUGGUUGAAAUAUGUAAACAGUGUGUAUACUGUUGUCACUUUGCAUUCAUAAGUUGUUGUGUGGUGGUUUUAUGACAAUGUUUACAGCAUUUUUAUGAGCAUUUUUUUUAGUGUCUGGUACAUAAAGGAAGAAAUAUGAA
Archocentrus centrarchus (flier cichlid) is the source of this 1393-nucleotide messenger RNA. RefSeq names its product KIAA0040 ortholog. The record is from RefSeq and is a predicted model, not a curated record. The transcript has 2 exons. The coding region runs from base 764 to 1099 and encodes 111 amino acids. Lineage: Eukaryota; Metazoa; Chordata; Actinopteri; Cichliformes; Cichlidae.